Messenger RNA from Micromonas pusilla CCMP1545, 834 nucleotides. RefSeq lists its product as uncharacterized. The record is from RefSeq and is a predicted model, not a curated record. The transcript has 3 exons. The coding region runs from base 43 to 192 and encodes 49 amino acids. NCBI's taxonomy places the organism in Eukaryota, Viridiplantae, Chlorophyta, Mamiellophyceae, Mamiellales, Mamiellaceae.
CGUACACAUACACACCGACGACGCACCACGCGCGCGCGCGCCAUGGGUCUCAUGAGCAUCGUCGGCAAGGUCGUCAAGUUCGCGGAAGACCACGCGGAUUACUUCCACUACGCGAUGAUCCCCGCGAUCAUCAUCGUCGGCAUGCACACGACCCCGCGCCCGGGUCUCGCCGCGCUCCUCACCCCGGUCUGAGAAGACGAGACCACCGCGACGGGCGAGAGGGGAGGAAAGUAGGGUUAGUAGAAUCGAUCGAAUAUUAGAGCGGAUCGGCUCGGAUCUGUUAGAGCAUGAAGCGGGAGAGCUCGGAGAAGAAACAGGAGAAGAAGACGAAAGAACCGAAGAAGCUCGCGUCGUCGUCGUCGGAGAAGAAGACGAAGAAGCCGCCGGGUUUGAGCAAGUCCCCGAAGGUGUUCCACGCGAAGCAAGCGCUGAAGAAGAAGCUCGCGCUCGUCGAGCAGUACAAGGCGCUCAAGGCGAAAGGCGCGGUGGACGAAUUUCUCUCCAAACGUCGGAAGAAGCUUCUUCACAAGGAUCAUAGGCUCCUCCCGCGCGCGCGCAACGAAGCGACGGGGGGUCCCGCGCGGGCGGCGAAGCGACGGUGACGCGGACGAGCGAAGGGAUCACCUCCCCCGGUGCAGGGGUGGGACCGCGCAUGACGUCAGCGUCGGCGGCGUUCGCGUUCGCGUUCGCGUUCGCGCGCGCGCUGCGGCUCUGGAUCCCCGCGUUGGCGUCUCUCCUCUUCGCGUCUGUCGCUGGCGUUAUGGUCACACUGGUUCCCAUACGACCGCGUUCGCGUGGUGAACGCCGAUCCUUAAGGACUUUCUCGACUUUCUC